AUGGUUCGAGUUGAUCGAGGUUUGGCUUAUUUCUAGAAAACAUUUUGAAAUAGAAUCAAGAAUUUUCGCCGGUAGAGAAAAAUGAAAUUUUUUUGAUCUACCCGAGGAGCGCCCACCGGGAAUCGAACCGGUGACCUUGAGAUUGCCAGCAGCCAACACUGCCACUGAACUACCUCACAUCUAGAAUAUCCAGAAAAUCAGAAUUUUUGUCCACCCAAAAAAAAUCGAUAACAAAUUUCAGACUCUGAAAUUAAUUUAUAGGGCUCCAAAAUGUUUAAAGAAAAACUUCAAAGUUUUUUUUUUCAGACCUAAAACGUUGCUAUUUUUAUCGCAACAAAAUCGUUGGAGAUGUACAUAAACCUCAAACCUCAACAUAUUCCCAAAAAAUCCAAGAAAAUUCAGACAACGAGCAAAAAAUUGAUAUCAUUCGUAAGUUAAAGACCAAAAAAAUAGAAAAAAAUAUACAUAAUAGGAUCAAUUUUUUUAGCAUAUAAUCCACAUUUUCGUAGACAAAGGUCCAGAAGAGAGAGCCGUCAUAAAUCUCGAAGAAUAAGGUAUUCAAUUAAUUUAUUUUCCAGGAACAAGGAAAAAUAUGGAAAAAUGACUAGCUUAUUUGUUUUUUUUUACAGUUGGAGUCGAGAAGCUGAUAGAGUUCGAACAAUUUCACCAAGAAGUGAACCAGAUCAAGAAUUUCCUAGAAGUUUUGUGGAAAGACCUAGGAGUUUUUCAGAAAAUCAGAUUUUUGAGAGUAGUAAGUUUUUGAAAAAAAUCUGGGAAAAAAUCUGGAAUUUAUUUUCAGAACCUCCGCUUCAACCAAAAAAGAAAAUUGUGAAGAAGAAGAAAAAGAAAAAGCCUACAAUUGAACCAAUUGAACAAUACGAUGAUCCCAGAAUAUUCUACCCAAGAAAAACAUCUCAAGAACCUGUGAAGCCUAGAUCUACUUCCAGAUCUAGAUCUAGAUCGAAACCCAAACCCAAAACCAAACCGAAAAAUGAGAAUUUAAUCCGACAACAAAGAGUAAGUAAAAGUAAGAAAAAUCACACAUUCCCCUUGUCAAUCAUAUAUUUUCAAAACCAAAAUCAAAAAACAAAUUUUGUUGUUUUUUUUUUUGCUUGACAGCCGAUGGAUCCAAAGAUAAUAAUGAUGAGCAAAAAAACGUGUGAGAUAUUUCGAGAGUAGAGUUGAUGUAGUUUUUUGAUAAGACAAAGUUUUAGUUUGUUGAUUUUUUCAGGGACCAAGGGAAUUUAUAGCAAGUAAUGUACAAAAAUAAAGCAAAUUCAGAAUUUUUGUAAAUUUAUUCGAGAAUCUUUUACCUUUGAUAAUAUUAUGUAAAAAUAGUAAUAACCUAUAUAAAUCCGAAUUUCCAGACUUGAAUUUAUAAAUUCUAAUACUGAGAUCCAGAUUCAAUUUCAGGAUAAACGAUAUGCAGCCCAAAAGCUGGAACAGAAAAAGCGAACACCUUCAAAAAACCUGCGAAAAUCAAAAUCUGAAUCAAAUUUGAGAUCAGGACAAAAACCACCAGUUAAAGAUUCUCUGAUGAAAAAAUCAGAAGCGGUAAUAGUUUCUCCUAGAUCCCAAUAUUUUUCAUUUUUUUUCAGAAACAUAAAAAGAAGCCGCAUCAAAAUCCUCCAAGAUGGCGUGACAUUGGUGAUAGAAAUCGACGUGAGAAAAAUGUGAAUAAAUUGUCGCAUUCGUAUUUGUCUGAUUAUUAUUUUUGAAAAAAAAAUUGAGAUGAUAUUUUGGGUAAUAAAAUUGUUUCUAUUUUUAGCUUCAGGCUACAACGUUUUGUUUUGUUCCGGAUGUAACAAUGACAAAUAAAACAGCUGAAUACAAGUUGUCAUAACAACAAAAAAAAGAGUAUGGGAUUUUUUAUGGAAGGAAUUUUUGGUGAUAUUUUGAUUUUUUAAGGGUUUCGUUUUUUAUCUGAACUUUUUGAAGGUUUUAAUUUUUCAAAAUUUAUUUGAAAUAUUUUUACCCCGUAUAUUUUUGUCAAAUAUUUCUCCUCCUACAAAACAAAUUCAUAUCAGAUGUUCUCAAAAUCCACUUUCUUUCUCAGAAUCCAGGACAAAAAACAAAAACAAAAUAACAUCAUAAAAAAUUGCUCGAAAUUUCUAUUCUGCAAAAUGUUCCAUACAUUCUUUCGGAAAUAAAUAAUCUUCCAAAAAAUAAUCGUUUUUCACUCAUUCAUGUUGUUCUUUUUGUGGUGCAACAAAAAGAGCAAAAAAGUAUAUGAAAAUCGUUUUUGCAAAUUUCAAGCAGUGCGGGGAAAAUUGUGUGUUGUUCCAGUGAACUUCUAGGGAAAAAAUUAAUUUCCGUUAACUCACAUUCACAUUAUCAAGAAUUGGCUUUUCAGAUAUUUUUAUUUUCAUGCAGAUUGGUUUCGGUGGUUGGCUGGUUUUGAAGAAUAUUAGUUCUAAAAAUCUUCAAAACUGAAACAUUCAAGAUCAAAAACACAUUUAAACUGAAAUUCAGAAUAUAGCGAUUGUUUCAUUCUUCAUGAAAUCUCAAAAAAUGUAUGUAGUUUGAACCCUACAAUCUUGUGAAAUCUCUGAAACUUGAAAAACAUUUCUCGAUUUGCUGUGUUUCAUAUAACCGGCAAUGUCCAAUCCUAAAUACGGUGUUCAAAGUAAAAAAUAUAACAAAAAAUGCGAAAAUAUAUCGUCCAAAGUCUAGCUGUCUGCGUCUCUCGAAUAUACACACUAUUUCUCUGUUUCGUGUCUGCGUGUCUCGAACAGACACACUGUUUCUCUGUUCUGUAUUUCGAAUAUAAGGUGAGCUUUGGACGAUAUAUUCUUGCAUUUUUGCUUUAUUUUUUACUUUGGACAUCGCAUUUUUUAAUUUUUUUCAAAAUCUUCAACUUUCUGAAAUUUCUUCAAGUUCUUCCAAUUCCAUUCCAAAAAAACUCAACAUUCUAUCUAGUUUGUAGCCUUGCGAAAUCUAAAAAGGUACCAACCACCCAUAAAAAGUUAUGAAAAUAAUACGAAUCUUACGCCAAUAGGAAAUGUAUUGGCUACUUUACUUCCGGUCACAUUUUGCCCUCUUCUACUCAAUUUCACUCAUAGUUUUUUUGGCCGUGCUCCCUUCUGCUUCAUAACAUUUAUUUUUUUGGGAGCAAAAACGUUGCUCGGAGACACUUUUUUUUCCAAUUUUUUUUUUCAAAGAAAAUGAAAAUGCGUGGUUUUUUUUGUGUUGAAUAGUAGUGGUUUUUGAACAAUUUUUUUUUGUUUGACUCAUGAUUUUUUUUGUCUGUGGGGUGGAAAUUGGGGGGGGGUGGUCUCUUCAUUUCACAUUAUCUCUAAUGAACUUAUGACAAGUAUUUUUGAUUUUUGCAGCUUUUUAUGUGAAAUAUUAUAGGGUAAUUCAAGUAGAAAAAUUAUGUUAAAAAUAUUUUUUUCACAAAAAAAUUAUUUUCAAAAAAUUUCAUGUUUUUCCGCAGAAACAAUAAAAAAUCUUGAAAAAACAAAAAAAUUGUUAUUGAUUCCUAAAACUCAUGAACUUCCUGUUGAACUUUUUUACAAAAUCUAAUAUGCAAAGCUCGUAAACAGUCACAAUUAUGUUCCAUUAACUUUCUCAAAUUUUUUUCGGUAGAUAAAAAAUAUUCUUCUCUAAAUCUCUUAUAUUUCCAAACUCUGGAACAAUUUCAAAUUCUGUUCUUUCAGGGCAUAUAACAUAACAUGUUUAAUGGGUUGCGAUCUAUCAACACCUCGAUUCAACAAUACAAGUGCAUUUGGAAAAGUUCAUCCUGUUGAGGUAUUUAUUUUUUUUCUGCAAAACAUUUUCAAGCAAUUUCAUUUCAGUCCAUAAAUCCCACGCCUAUAAAACCGGUGGAAAUAAAAAGUAUAAAAAGCGCACCAACCCUCAAUCGACAAAGUUCACUUCAACCUUCAACAGAAAAUCAUAAGGUGACUAUUUUUUUUUUGCAUAUCACAUCAUAUAUAAUUAGUUUUUCGAGUUAGUCAGACUGAGAAAAAUCUCAUUUUUUUGUUAUAUUCGUUUUUUCUUUUUCUUUCUAGCCUCCCUAUUGAUUUCGCGUGUUGCCAGGCGAAAUCUUUUUUUUUUUGCUUUUUUCCAGGAAGAAAAAUCGGGAAAAAUGUCUAAUCCUAUUUUUGAAAAAAAAAUGUUCUUGUUUUGUUGGUUGGAUGUAAAUAUUUAUUUUUUUUUCUAGCGUCCAUUGACAAGAUCAUCGUCUAUUGGCUCAAUGUUGGAGAAUCGACCACCGAGUGGGAUUUCAAAGUAGGUUACCUUUUUUGAAACAUUUAUUUUUCAAAAAAUUGAAUUUGGAGAAUUUAGGGAAAACAAAAAUUUACGGAGAUAUAGGAUUUUGAAAAAACAAGGAAUCCUUAUUAGAGAUCAGUAAUUAACAUAACUCGAAGCACUUAAAGCAUUUUUUCCUAAUUUCAAAUUCUCGGUGAGUCAGCGUAAAUCAAAGACAAUUCUCAUGUUUUUCUCAUUGAGAGUGUGAAUUUAAGUUUUUUGAAAAGAAUUUUUUCUUGAGUUACCCUCAUUUUUUCCAGAAGUUUUUCCAGAAGCUUUCCCCAUUUGAAUAUCAAAAAAAAAGCAAUUAUCUUUUUCCCCCAAUUGAAGAAUUUUUAAAAAAAAUCGCACCAUAUAAAUUCUCAGAAGUAAUUAUUUUGCAGUGCGUCAUAUUCUCGUGUCUACCGCUCAAAAAAUAUACUCAACCGACGAUAUACAAUUGAUACAAGUAGAUCAAAAUCAAAUCAACCGGUUGUUUCAUUAUGUGCAAAGAAAAUAGGAAUUAUUGAAUAUCCUGAUGGGAAUCCUGAAAGAAAACCAUGCGAUGUUUAUUGGCACAAUGUUGUUUAUAAUGAUCUCAAUAAAUUGAUCACUUCCCCUAAUUCGAAAGUCAAUAAGUUUCCAGGUACUUGAACAGUUUUUUUUUCAUUUUUUCCAAGUUUUUCACUUCGAGUUUUCUAGGCAUGACAGAAUUGGCGAAAAAAAUCUCGUUGACUCACGCAAUAUCAUCAAUGCAGAAAUUGUUUCCUGAUGAAUAUGCGUUUUAUCCAAAAUCAUGGUUUCUGCCAGCUCAUUUGAAUGAUUUUCACGCGUAUUUUCAUGGGAGAAAUCGAAAGGAGAAUAGGGAGAGGGAGGAGAUGUGGUUUAUUGUGAAGCCAGAUGAAGGUGCACAAGGAACGGGUAUUUAUUUGAUCAAUAAUCCUGAUCAGAUUCGAGAUCCUGCACAGAAACAACUUGUACAAGUAAGUCUAGGGUUUACAAAAUUUUAUUGAGUUGAAGAAGUAAUAAUUUAAAAAUCGCUUGAACUUCCAGUAAUGUUCUCAGAGUCAAAGUUCUGAUUUUUCCGGUUCAAAAAAUUUGAAAUUUUACGGAUUUUCCGGUUCUAAAAACCCUUUCCGGUGGUUUUUCAAAAUCCUGGUUCAUAACACAACGCCCCCACAGUUUCAUAAUUAAAAUCAAAAAUAAUAUAAUCUCUGUUUCAAAACUAUCUCACACAGUUAGCUUAACUUCAGAAAAACAUCUGAAAAAGGCUCGACUCAAAACAUUAGAAAAUUUUCCAGGAAUACGUUGCUGAUCCUCUUCUAAUGAGUGAUCAAUUAAAAUUCGAUUUCCGAGUAUAUGGAGUUAUCAAAAGUAUCAACCCACUUUCAAUAUAUGUGGCUAGAGAGGGAAUGGCGCGAUUCUGCACAGAAAAAUAUGAGAAACCCGACUCUUCAAACUUCAAAAACCUAUAUGCACAUCUCACAAAUUAUUCAUUAAACAAAGCAAACGAUUCAUAUGUGCACAGUCAUUCACUAAAAGAUCAAAUUAGAGGUGAACAAUUUUCCUCUUGAAAAAAAUUUAGAGUUGUAUUUUCAGGGAGCAAACGAUUAUUGUCUACAGUAUUUCAUCAACUGGAGAGUCGUGGAGUGAAAACAAAAAAAUUGUGGCAUGAUAUAAAAUUGAUUUUGGUGAAGACAACGUUGGCGAUGCUGCCAGAAAUUAUGUUGCAUUAUGAACAUCAUUUUUAUGAUAAUGCUGGACCACAAUGCUUUCAGGUAAGUGAAAAAAUCUGAAAAAUAUUAUUUUGGAAUAUAGUCAAUAAACAAUUUCAAGCUAGGUAGUUGAGAUCCUUUAAAAACUCGUGGCCGCUUAAGAUUUCAAUAUCAGACUUACCAUAACUCCCGUUUAUCCCCACAUCAUCUAUCUUUUUCCAGAUCAUGGGCUUCGACAUUCUGAUAUGUGAAGAUGGCCGUCCAAUUCUUCUCGAAGUCAAUUCCGCCCCAUCUCUCACUGCAGAUCACAUUGUCCCAUUUCCCGGAAAAUCUUUAGCCGAUGGUGGACAACGUGUUAGAAGUGUUGUUGAUGAAGUCAUCAAAGUUCCAUUGGUCCGAGACACACUUCUACUAGUUUUAGGGCUUCUCGAUGAAGAAUAUGCGCAGUAUGUAUUUUUUUUAUAAAAAAAAAUAAUAAUCAUCAUCAUUCGAAAAAAAAGUUGUUUCAGAACCACUGAAGAAACCAAAUCAUUGGAUGAUUUUCAAACAAUCAAACAAAAACGAAAGCCACAUUUGAGCGAGAUUUUUCCGACGAGAUACGGUGCACAUAGUGGUCAUUUAUUAUUUUUAGAUAAGGCAAUGUAUAUUUAUAUGCAAUUUGUACAAUUGAGAAAUAAUGUGAAUAUUACGAAUGCGGGGUUGAAACAAUUUGUGAGGAAGUGUAAUUUGACUGAUGUUCUUCCGAUUAAUGAAGUUGAUCCAAAGAUUGAAGAGAUUAAUUAUUAUUUUACUGGAGAUCGACAUACAAGUUUUAAUGGUAAGGGGAAUUUUGAGAAGAUGUAAUUUAAAAAUUAAAAAAUUUUCAGGUUUACCAUUCCACGCAUUUUUGAUGUUCCUAUUCUUUGUUGCUGAUCGAAAAUUCUACCUUGAAACUGACACAAUGUCAAAAGUCCAAAGAUUAUUAUCAUUCUGUGAUAUGAGUCUCCGACAUUAUGGAGUAAGAUCUGCUCGAUUGCGAAGAGCUGAAGUUGACUCAAUCAAAGAUGGCGUUGGGUAAAUUUUCAGUUUCGUUCUGAUUCCAAAUAAACUUAUUUUAAUUCUAGAAAUGUGGAAAUCUACAUGCUACCUGGAAGAAUGCAAAAUCGUCAAAAAAUUGUUCGAAAGAAACCAUUGUUUAUGGAUGCCAAUGCGAAUCAUUUGCCAAAAAUUAUUGAAAAAUCUGCUAGAUAG
This is a messenger RNA of Caenorhabditis angaria, 7178 nucleotides long. NCBI's taxonomy places the organism in Eukaryota, Metazoa, Nematoda, Chromadorea, Rhabditida, Rhabditidae. The record is from the annotation of a GenBank genome assembly.